AUGGGUGACAAGGCUGAUCCAAAAUUCCCCCACAGCAUCACCCUCACUCUCCCCAUCCCCCCCCGCCACGCCCUCAUCAUCCGCCGUGCCAUCGAAAUCGACCCGGAAAUCUCUCCCCUCGUCUCCCGCACCUUCCUCUACCCCCCUCAUCCCUCCCCUUCCGCUCCGCUCCACCCCCGCCUCGAGGUCACCUACGCGGCCACCACCGCGCGCAUGCUGCGCGUCUCGGUCAACGCGUUCUUUUCGCAGCUGGCGGUUGUAUUGUCCGGGCUAGCAGAGCUGGAUGGGGAGGAGACGAUUGGGAGAGAGGGGUGGUGGGAGGAGGGGGUGGAUGGGAGGGAAGGGAGGGAGGGGUGGGGGGGUGUGCAGGGGUUAAUGGUGGAGGGGAAGGAGGCGAGGUGA
This is a messenger RNA of Eremomyces bilateralis CBS 781.70, 402 nucleotides long. RefSeq lists its product as uncharacterized. Lineage: Eukaryota; Fungi; Ascomycota; Dothideomycetes; Eremomycetales; Eremomycetaceae. The coding region runs from base 1 to 402 and encodes 133 amino acids. The transcript is spliced from 2 exons. The record is from RefSeq and is a predicted model, not a curated record.